Messenger RNA from Artibeus jamaicensis (Jamaican fruit-eating bat), 5387 nucleotides. It is a transcript of the gene PTGR3, whose product is annotated as prostaglandin reductase 3. Gene Ontology annotation, cellular component: mitochondrion. The transcript has 3 exons. Bases 3082 to 4080 code for a protein of 332 amino acids. The record is from RefSeq and is a predicted model, not a curated record. NCBI's taxonomy places the organism in Eukaryota, Metazoa, Chordata, Mammalia, Chiroptera, Phyllostomidae. Gene Ontology annotation, molecular function: oxidoreductase activity; zinc ion binding.
GCUGAGCCCGGACUUCCGCGAGGCCGUAACCCUGCUCCGGGACUGCCCGGUGCCGCUCCCGGGGGACGGAGAUCUCCUCGUCCGAAACCGGUGAGCCCGGCGCGCGCGCUCGCCCGCCCCGGCCUCGCCUCUCCCGGGCUGUCCCGGCCGCCUGCGUCCCCGCACCCGGCGCUCGCGGGCGCACAGCCUGACUUAGCGAGAUCUCGGGAAGUUGAACCCGCCGCCAUCUGGUGAAGGCGAACGUAAUGAGACUGUUGCUGGUGUGAAUAUCCGAUGCCACUGAACGUCCUCAUAACUGGGGGUGAUUUUAAUUUGGGAUUCCCCUCCCCUCCACCAGCCCUCCCUCCGCCCCCUCCCGCUCCCGAAAUAAAACCGACGGGACCCAGAAGCGGAGGCUUCCCGCCGUCCCACCCACGCGCACCCAGGGCUCCCGCGUGCCCAUAAUCUUUAGGGUGGAGCAGGAGCAGCCUGGACGCAAACGGCGACGUUUCCGUAAGGUGCUUCGGAGGAAGGAGGCCGGGGACCCGGCUGGCGUUUCCUGUCCGCUCCAGUGUAUUUCCGCCUCACUGAUCUCUAGUAACUGGGGAAGCAACAGGAAGGAACGGGACCUCGCUCCGUGGGAGCCAAGCCCGCGGGUCUCUCCCGCCGAGUCCACUCGCUGCCGGACUUGCAGGCGCGGUGUGCCCGGUUACUCCGUCCCUUUCGCAAGAGCAGGACUCCCCCGCCUGCUGGGUCCAGCCCGAGGGGUUCCGGCGCUGCAUGCUGCAGGUUGCAUAACACUCCGAAGGGAGGAGAAAGUCCUGAUGGUAACUACGAUGUAGCCCCGUGCGCGGGGAAGCACUCUCAGCCCCCUGCGAGGAAGACGAAGGACGGCAUGUGCUCUGCCCAACUAGCUUGGUGCAACGCGGAGCCAGGCCAUUUUGGAGAUUCACGUCAGCCUUCCAAAUAAGACUGUAGAACCGCAGAAUGCUGAUCACGAUAUAAAACUUUUGGGGAGUGGUUGGAAACGUUAACACUUAGUGAGCCGAAGGUGGGGGGAUUGAGUUGAAGCUGGGAGGGGGCGCUUUUUUAAAAGGCAGGAUGCGCGAGUCCGUUAAGAAGUCUGCGGGAGUGGGAGCGGGGCUCUGCGUUGUAGGCGAGAUGCUGCGGCCGUCAGGACACGGGUCCUGCCCGGGUAGAAAGGGGGGCUGGUGCGAGUCACGCAGAACAUAAAAGACGGACAUGCGAGUGAUUUGCUGGAAGCGGAGAUGAGCCCUCAGGCUGAAAAACAGUUUCAAAAAGUUUCCUAGUCUUUGGUUUCUUUUUUCUGGCACACACAGGGCUUGAGUAAGAUCCCUUUUAGAAACAGGGUCUGGAGUGGGGAGGGGGCCACUGAGCCUCCCUGGCGGGGAAGGUGCAGGGUGAGCGCAGGACCGGCUGUGACGAGGUGGGACCGCAGCCCGAGCCCUGGGCGGAGGCUGCUGCCGCCCGCUUCUCAGGCUCUCCCGGCCUCUCUCUGCCCGGUGUGCGUCUACUUCUCCCGUGUUCCUCCUCCUGACACUCUUCUCCACUCACGCUCACUGUCACCCCAUCCCUGCUGGGUGCCAGGACACCCCCUGGCACUGCCUCACCCGCAAGAGUCCCUGGAUUCUCAGGCCAGAGCUCUGGACCACCAGCUUUCACCGUCGGAGUUCGCUUUCACAGUGGGAGUUCAUCAGUUUGGGCUGCUUUAAGAUCGAUGCCUUUUCCCCUCUAUCUCUGCCCAGAAUCCCUUUAAUAUAAAUAGUGACUAUAUUGACAUGUACAACUUGACCUCCAAGUUCUACCUUGAAGCCGGCAACAGAAGGAGAAUGCAGGCAGCUUUCUGCCUGUUGGGGGUGGUGGGGGACCUCGGCCUCCCCUCCCUGCUCUGCUGGCCACUCUGCUCCCACCCCACGCUGCAGGGAGAUCCUUUCUUCUCACGGCCGAGGUCAGUGGAGAUGGCAUUUUCCUUUCUCUCUGAACAGAGGCUUCAUAAUUCACUGCAGGUUAGUCCAUCUUAAUUCUAGACCAAAUGUCCCCAGAACAGUGUUAAUUGCAUGAAAAUGUUAGGCAAGAGCUUCUUUUUCUCAUGGUGAAGGCUGCUCUGGAAUGAAGGGAUUCAACCCAAAUGUACUUAUUUGGAAAGGUGUGGAGGUCUGACUUCUCUUUCACUUGAACCCUUUGUACAUCUCACACCCUCAACAGAAAGUCGACAGUCUUUAUUCACCGGGGUGGGGGAGUGCUUCUGAGCGCCGGCAGGAUCGGGAUAAUCUAGGUUACCGUUCGGGAAAGGGGAGAAGGGGCGCGGGAACUCCCCUGGAACCUUCCGCCCAGGCUCCUUCUCCAGUUCUCGCCUUGCUGCUUCUUACCUCCCUGCGCGGACAACUUCAGGGCCCCCUCCAAGCCGAAUCUUCAGAAAGAAAAAGAAAGAGAGUAACACAGCCUCCGGGGAAGUCCGUUGGAGAGCUAUUUUUAGCUUUUUUUGAGCCGUAGUGACACAUUAUUUCGUUUCCAAAUAUUUCUAACGAUUUUCUGCUCCCGUGUGAGAUAAUGGAGCACAGAAUUCGAAGGAGGGGACCGGGAAAGGGGGUGGUGGUGGCGUUCGGAUGAAGGGUUUGUUACUCACCAGAGGGGAACAGCAUUUCUGCAAACUCUCCAGGCCAAUGUUUUUUUCUUUUUUUCUUCCUUCUUUAUUUUGUAUUUAAAAAAGAGAGAGUCUGGUUUGUAUGACUUUGGACUUUGUCUCCCAGGGCUGAAGGUGACCUUCGGUUUUGGUUGGAGAAAACGGCCACCCCCCCCCCCCAGACCGCCCUGUUUCACAGUAAACACGAACGGAUUCGGCACUUUUUAAUAUGAAUAAAUGGGGCGACUCUGGAAGGCUCUCUCCUGGGGGGAAGGCCAUCACUGCCCACUCUCUUUCCCGGGACCUCCCACCACCCCGCUGAGUGGGUUCUGUGCCGGGACCCCGCACUCAUUAAAAGCGCAGAUUUCAAAUUAAAGGGGCUCACGAGGAGUCUCCUGCCCGCAUCCUUCCUGGUGGGUUUUAUCUUUCCUUUCCGGGACCCUUUUCCCUUGGCACUGAUGCUCUCGAACUGGUUUCCGGUGGAGUGGAACUCAGGACUCCCAACUUGCAGUCACCUCUACCCCAAGCCCAGGUUUGUUGGUGUUAACGCCUCCGACAUCAACUACUCAGCCGGGCGGUACGACCCCUCCGUCAAGACCCCCUUCGAUGCGGGUUUCGAAGGUGUGGGCGAGGUGGUGGCCCUGGGCCUGUCUGCCAGCGCCCAGUAUGCAGUGGGCCAGGCCGUGGUCUACACGGCCCCCGGCGCUUUCGCCGAGUAUGUCGUGGUGCCUGCCGGCAUGGCCACGCCCGUGCCCGCCGCCACACCCGAGUACCUCGCCCUGCCGGUCAGUGCUGCCACCGCAUACAUCAGCCUCCGAGAGCUUGGGGGGCUGCAGGAGGGGAAGAAAGUGUUGGUGACGGCGGCGGCGGGGGGCACCGGCCAGUUUGCAGUACAGUUUGCAAAGAAGGCCAAGUGCCACGUGAUUGGAACCUGCUCUUCGGACGAAAAGGCUGCGUUUCUGAAAUCCAUCGGCUGCGACCGGCCCAUCAACUACCACUCAGAGCCCGUCGGUACCGUGCUGGCCCAGGAGUACCCCGGCGGCGUGGAUGUCGUCUACGAGUCCGUGGGGGGCGCCGUGUUCGACGAGGCUGUGAAGGCCUUGGCCGUCAGGGGGCGCCUGCUAGUGAUCGGGUUCAUCUCCGGCUACCAAACGCCCACUGGCCUUUCACCCGUGACAACAAAAGCAUUACCGGUCAGUCUGCUGAGGAAAUCGGCCAGCAUCCAGGGCUUCUUUUUGAACCAUUACCUCUCCGAGCACAGAGCAUGCAUGGAGCAAUUGGUGCAGAUGUGUGCCAGCGGAGACCUGGUGUGCCAGGUGGACCGGGGUGGCCUGUCUGCGGAGGGCAGGUUCGAGGGCCUGGAGUCCGUGUUCCGGGCGGUGGAUCACAUGUACCUGCGGAAGAACACCGGGAAAGUGGUGGUGGAACUGCCCCGCUCUGUCCACAGCAAGCUGUAGAAGCAGGACAGCCGCGUAAAUCAGAGGGGAAGGCACUUGAGGCUUCAGAACCACUUCAGCCGAUUUAUUUUUAGUCGGUAACAGAGAUAAUAUUUCUUAAAACCAAAGUACUGUGUUAAUGCAUAGGUUUCUCUUUUUCCUUCCUUCCUUGCUUUCUUUCCACCCCCCCCCCCCUUGAAAAAAAUAACGUGCUCCUAAAACUUUCUUCUGUGGCUCAGGGGUAGAACCUUUACAUUCAGCCCGUUGGUCAAAGACAGUCUCGUUCCAGAUUUUAUUGUUCCUGGAAACUAAAUUAAUUCCUGAUGCGAGAGUUGAUCAAACCAGGAUGUCUUUGGCUUGAUGAGAUUUUAAAAUUGGUCAUGAAAAUAGUUCACAAAUUCUUUGCUUUGGCGGGGUUUGGCCUCAGGCUAAUAGGUAGUUAAUAAACAAGACUCGAUGUAAAACUCAGCCGUAUCUCUACAGUGUCCACAUUCUCAGGAAAUGGCCCCUUUGGUUCCUGUGAAUUGCUAGCCAACUGUCUAAACAGAAAGUUGGAGGAAUUCUCCCCUAACUUUGGUCCGUAUUGAUUAUUAGAAAAAAUGAGUACAUGAGUGCAGGCCUGUUUUGAAGAAGGGUCCCGUGUGUGCCGCAGCUUGUGCUGGGCCCAUAUGGGAAUGAAAUGUUUCUCUCCUCCACCAAGAAGCAAGCUAAUGCUGAAAACCAACACAGACAGAAGCAGGUCUGGGGCGGAUGACAGGGAGUCAGGGGGCCUGAACGACUUGACUUGGGUGUGCUCCAUCCACAGCGAGGGUCCCCGUAACCGAACAAGGGCAAGCCACCCUGGGCGCACCACAGGAGGUGCCUGACAGAUGCCUGGGCUGGGACUGACCGCUCGUCACUGGGCGGAGCCGGGAGCAAAGCAAUCGGCAAUAACAACACACGGGCCCCACGGCAGAGGGGCCAGGCAUGGAAGGUGUGCUUCACCGCUGAUGCUGGGCACAGAAUAGCCACCCCUGCUCCUACCCUUGCAUUUUCCUUCUCCCCCGGUUCUGGUUGGGUGAGAUGCUGCUUGUCCUGUCGGCUGAUGUCACACAGGAACGUAACGGGUCGCAUGUCCUCCCCUGUGAAUGAUGCCUGCAGCUGACCUGCUGGGCUCCCAACCCUCAGCCCUCUGAGGACUGCUCCAGCCUGCCUCGUGAACUUGGGAGUCCCACGGCGCCUGUCUCCCCGAAGGCAGGGUCCGCCAGAUUAUUUCUCAAACCCCGGGGUUUCCGUGUCUCCCAUGCUAAGUAAACACGAAGACAAUUAAAGGUGGUCCAGAACUCUCA